AGAAAAGAAGAAGAAGAAAAUCAGAAGAAAGGAAAGAAAAGAGAAAAUAUUUGAACGGAUACAUUCCUGAGAUCUCUCUCUCGCCCAGCGACCAUGUCGAACCAGCUGGUGGGCACGGUGUUCGAUCUCGUCAUCCAGGAGGUCUGUGAUUCCUCUCAGGUUGAUUUCGAAGAGAGUGGUGUGGACCAGCAGACGUUGUUAGACCUGCGACAGAGCUGGCAGAAAAAACUCUCGUCGCUUGCUGUCGCUCAGUUCCCUUGGGAUCCGCCGCCGCCCCAAGCUGCCCCGACCCAGUCUCAGAACCAGAUCCUUCCUCCUACUGCGACCGUGCCGUCGAAUGCUCCCAGACCUAACCCUCCUCCCCAGACUCAACAACAACAUGUUCCUCACUCAACACCACAAUCUGUCUCCGGCACAGUGCCGCCGCUCCAGGCACCCACACCCGUUGGAGCAGCUUCCAAUAUGAACCAACAACCCUACAUCAAGACUGAGCCCGGAUUGAACGGCCAAGCAGGGUACCCUCCCAUGAAUAACAUGAUGUCAGCAAACCCCAACCCUCAGUCGGCCCGUGAACGUGCUGCUACCUUGAUGCAACAACGAUUCGGGGCUGCUGCCGCCAACUCCGUCAGUCAACUUCAAGCUCAGUCACAGACACAGCCACCGCCGUUGACCAUGCCAGGACAUCCGCGUCCACAGAACCCUCAGCCACAGCCACAGCAACAACAGCAACAGUACCAGGUGUCCAACGGUCAGGCCCCGCAGAUCAAACAGGAACCCGGUUACCCGCCCAUGAACCAGCCAUUCCUGGGCAAUGCUCAAACCGAUGGCGCUGGUGACGCAUUGUCAGAGUGGAAAGCAGAGGUUGCUCGACGGCGGGAAGCUGCCCAGCGUGAGCCGGGUCAGAACGACAGAGUCCUCCGUGAGCACUUGAAACAGCGUAUGCUCGACAUGGAGGGUGGUGGUCUUCUCGCUCCGUUGGAGGAGCGUCAACAAAAGCCAUCAUCAACCACUCGAAAACUUACUGCUGAUAUGGCGGCUCCUGACGCAGAGCCGUCCUCGUCGAUUUCGAUUACACAAGUACCCCGAGCACAGGCACAAUUCGACGGCCCUGGCGGUGAUGACGAGGGCGAGGAAGACGACGAAGACGCUAUCAACUCCGACCUAGAUGAUCCUGAAGACCACGAGGCUGAUGAGAAUGAAGCUGAAGAUGCCGUUGGACAGGUCAUGCUCUGUACCUAUGACAAGGUGCAGCGGGUGAAGAACAAGUGGAAGUGUACCUUGAAGGACGGUAUUCUGACCACUGGCGGUAAAGAAUACGUCUUCCGUAAGGGCCAAGGCGAGUUUGAAUGGUAGAUCUCAAGCCCAAGUUGUGGUAUUCUUUGGCUCUGUUCUUGCUCUUGUACCUUUCUUCGUCAUAAAAGCCACGCGGAAAGUCUCGCUACGGAAUACGAGAAACAAGGAAAACAAAAGAAAACCAAAAAAUCAAUCUUCAAAAAAAAAGGGAUAAGAAAGUGGUGAACGAAAAGAAAUUGCAAUACUUGGUUCCUACCCACAGAAUGAACGAAAUUCAAAUUCCCCAUUAUCAAGGUUUUUUAUGAAAACAGCGUGUACUCUACAAAAUUCGGCUUUAUCUGUUUUCCUUUUUUUUCCCCCAUGUCUUGUCACCCUUAGAUUCCUGACGACAUCAAUAUCAAUCAUCUGGCGCUAACUCGUGAGGACGAC
Molecule: messenger RNA, 1722 nt
Organism: Aspergillus glaucus CBS 516.65
Lineage: Eukaryota; Fungi; Ascomycota; Eurotiomycetes; Eurotiales; Aspergillaceae
Product: transcription initiation factor IIA large subunit
Exons: 4
Coding region: 94-1353 (419 amino acids)
Biological process (GO): transcription by RNA polymerase II; transcription initiation at RNA polymerase II promoter
Cellular component (GO): transcription factor TFIIA complex
Source: RefSeq, a predicted model, not a curated record